This is a messenger RNA of Aureobasidium uvarum, 903 nucleotides long. Lineage: Eukaryota; Fungi; Ascomycota; Dothideomycetes; Dothideales; Saccotheciaceae. The record is from the annotation of a GenBank genome assembly.
AUGGCCAACGCUUAUGCAACUCAUGAACACAUCCUGGAGAUGUCACAAUUAAUGACCCAAUGCACUGCUCUGAACCCUCCCGUCCUGGAGACAUACAUAUUCUCGUACUCAUUGAUCGAGCGCCGUCAAUUCACCGACAUGAUGCAACUAGCAAACCACAUCCUGUUUCUGGCUCAGAUGCAGACUGACUCUGGUCUUGCCGGUCAAGUCCAGAGAAGUCUGGAGAGCUGGGUGUUGAGAGGAGACCCCAUGCCUAACCAGUUCAUUCAAGAGACAGCUAAGUUAUUUGCUCCCCUUGAUUACCGUUUUCGCGUCUUGCAGUGGGUGAGUCGCGAACAGGCCNUUGACGCACUGAUUGCUGCUUCCAAUAAGGAUGCCGAAGACCCCGUGGAUACUGUCCUCGAUGGCUUUCGUAUCAAAGAACCCUACACCUCAUUCACGCCUUGGGCAAUGAACAACCAUUCAGGCGUCUACCAUGAGACCAACAACCCACCACCUCUCUCCCCUCGCCGUCCUUCCGUCUACAAAACAGACAUCAAAGCUGAUCUAGACUGUAUAGGCUGCCCUUCCUGCUCCUUCUGCACAAAAGUCAAGCGCGACAUGCUGGCCCACGAAGCCUUGCACUGGGACCCACAGCCCUGCACUUGCUCACAAUCAGAUCAAAAGGUCAUGGCUGCAGAAAUCGACACUAUGAUCUGUUCAUGCGGUAAGCUGAUACCUGACGAAAACGCUCGUAUGCUAAGAAACUGGGAAGAUGAGGCUACUGGGCAUUUGAUCAGGAAGUUUGGUAAGUCUGAGGUCAUGAGGACGUUUUCUAAUACUACUGCUAUCCAGAUGCAGAGAGAUUUCGCGAUGCCAGAUAUGCAGCAGUACUUGGCAAUGAACACUCAAGAUUGGAAUUGA